Cyphellophora europaea CBS 101466 is the source of this 792-nucleotide messenger RNA. RefSeq lists its product as uncharacterized. Lineage: Eukaryota; Fungi; Ascomycota; Eurotiomycetes; Chaetothyriales; Cyphellophoraceae. The coding region runs from base 1 to 792 and encodes 263 amino acids. The record is from RefSeq and is a predicted model, not a curated record. Gene Ontology annotation, molecular function: O-methyltransferase activity. The transcript has 3 exons.
AUGAAGGACCCAAAGAGGAUGCACAGCAUUGACGCAGAAGACGGCGCAUUCGCGGAAGUCUUCGGCAAAGGUAUUCUCGAAUACAUCUUUACACCAGAGGCUGAGACGUGUAUGACCAACAUGACCCUCGGAGUCCCAUGGAUGUCGACGAUUACCGUGGCAGCCACACGAGCCGACCUACCCUGGGAUAGCUACGGAUCAACAGUCUGUGACGUUGGCGCUGGCCUCGGUAGUGUGAUGCUGGAGGUCAAAAAGGCGUUCCCAUCGUUGAAUGUGAUAUGUCAAGAGUUGGAGCCUAUGAUUCCUGUCAUGCAGAAGGUGAUUAGUCCCCGCUACGAGAACGAAAUGGAAAGAGGAGAAAUCAAACUUGAAGUGCACGACUACUUCACUCCACAGGAGACUGUGGCAGACGUGUACUGGUUGCGCGGUGUUAUCCGAGAAUACGAGGACGAUGUUGCCGCGAAAGUGCUCGCGAACUUGAAGCCGGCGAUGACGAAGAACCCGAACGCGAGGGUCUUUGUGAACGAGUUAUUCAUUCCCCAGCUGAUCACACCCGACCAAGCCGGGAACACAGCGGCAUCCCUCAAUACAUCCAAAGAACAAUCUGGAUGGCCGAUGGUCACUCAGAUGCAGCAACUGGGUGGCCAGCAACUCUUCAGUGGCAAGGAACGGACCUUUGAAGAGAUCAGGAACAUUGGUGAAAUGGCAGGCUUGAAGUUUGUCAAGUAUCACAGAUUCAGGAUGUUCACCGGGGUUGCCGAGUUUAAAUUUCUGUCGAGUCCGAAGUUGUGA